UGAAAACGUUUGGGUUUUCAAGUCGCAAGUUGCCAUUCACUUUUCUUCUGCAAGACUAGCGGACUUAACCGAAAGCAGCAGGGCAAGUUUUCGGAUUCAUUUGAAUUUAAACCCUGAUAAUUCGAUUAUAUAUUAUACUAAUUUGGAAGGUAGAGUUUAUUUUGUUCAAAGAUAGAUUUACUUUCAUGCAUGUUAUUUGUAGUGCGCUGAAGUCUUUCAACUCGUUUUCCAAUAGCCUAAAUAGGCAUGCCUCAGCGAAAUAUUUAGAACAAUACAAAACCUAGGCUAUCAAUCAUCGCUGUUUGUAACUUUGCAACCCACAAACGGUGAGUAUUUUGUUCGUUUAGAAGAAAAAUGUAGGCCUAGUGCAUGUAGGGCUAAUCAAACGCUGCAAGGGAAGUCUGGAAAGUGAAAGUCUCCGCCUACCAAUUCAGCAAGAGGGGAUUUUAUGUUUUCCCUUUCCCGAUCUCUGCCUGGCUAGUGGCUACAUAAACUGGAGAACACAGCAUAAUGCAAGGUUCCCAGUGCUGUGAUUGGCUCCGGUACAGCUACGGACUGCUGAGCGCGGAGUCGCUCAAAAUGCUGCAGGAGAUGGGAGGAGACUACACUGAGGACCCCUCACCGGUUCCGUUCCCCGAGUCUCAGUACAAAAAGAUAUACUCUGCUGAGCCAAAGGACCAAGUGCGGUUCCUUAAUGAGAGCAUUUAUCAGAUCACGAGGCUGUUCAAUGGGAAUAUGCAGGCUGUCAAAUGGGACAGCAAGAAGCUGGACGACUUUCUCAACCUCAAUUAUCGGCAAUUCAGUGAGCUCAAAUCAUGUGUUCCACCGCAGGUGAGACCGGAUAAGAAUCUGAGACGGUACUUCAGGAAACUGAACAGGAAAGUCCUGCGAAAGAUGAAACACAGUGCUGAUGCAUGGGAGCUCAUCAGGAAAGAGACCAAAAGUCAUCUGCUGAGGCUGGAUAUUAUCGCUGCUCAACUCAGAAAUAGGAUCUAGACACCCCCAGCAACCCCUCUUAUUUAUUUUAUUUAUUUAUCUAUUUAUAUUAUAAUAUUAUAAUAAGUACUAUUUAUUUUAUUACUAUUUAAAAUGUGCUACCUUUUUACCGUGA
This is a messenger RNA of Hypomesus transpacificus, 1111 nucleotides long. RefSeq names its product interferon a3-like. The transcript is spliced from 6 exons. Gene Ontology annotation, biological process: defense response; response to exogenous dsRNA. Gene Ontology annotation, molecular function: cytokine receptor binding. The record is from RefSeq and is a predicted model, not a curated record. The coding region runs from base 511 to 996 and encodes 161 amino acids. Lineage: Eukaryota; Metazoa; Chordata; Actinopteri; Osmeriformes; Osmeridae. Gene Ontology annotation, cellular component: extracellular region.